This is a messenger RNA of Danio rerio (zebrafish), 1434 nucleotides long. The record is from RefSeq and is a predicted model, not a curated record. NCBI's taxonomy places the organism in Eukaryota, Metazoa, Chordata, Actinopteri, Cypriniformes, Danionidae.
GAUGUCAUAAAUCACUAUGUUUAAUUAAUUUUACUUGUAGUAUAAAUAUUCUUCAGUGCGAGAAAAAAAUAUGUUGAGGUAAAUGUAGUAAUGAGACGUAAUCAUUCAUCCCUUGCGGUAGAUGACGCUCAAUGAUCAAACAAUAAAAACACUACCAUUUUAUCAGUGCUGUCCUUCACGACAUGUCAGGUUAGUUGUCGGACGUCGAAAGUUUCCGGAUAGGUUCUCUCAGUGAUGAACAGGUAAACAGGCGUCAGAAUGAACACGGCGCUGAAACACUGGAGGGAAGCGGCGACGGUGAUUCUGACGGCCGGGCUGAGGCGCGCUCCGCCUGCAGACACUCUUAAAGCAGGGCUGGAGAAAGUCACAGAUGUAGCGCACAAAUCUGCCUUUGACUAUGAAGUGCUCCUGCUGAAACGCAGCAGGAACAGCGGGUUCAUGCCCAAUGCCUAUGUGUUUCCUGGCGGUCUGGUAGACGCGUCGGACUUCUCCAGCGAGUGGCAGGAGCUCUUUAAUCCCUUCACCAAAGCGCCCAACUACGGCGUCAAAGUGGUGAAGCAGUCGCCGGAGACCAGGCCGCCCAUCUUCGCCACUGACAGAUCCCAGCUGGGCUCUCCGAUCCCGGGAGACGUGGCUUUCAGGAUAUGUGCCGUGAGAGAGACGUUUGAGGAGUCCGGUGUGCUUCUAGCUCUUCCCAAAGACGAGUACAGCGUGACCCGCACGCGCAGCCUGGAUACGCAGCCGAGCCUGACCAGACUGAGCGGACAGUGGGGCACAGAGGUGCUGUCAAAGUGGAGAUCUCGGGUUAUUGGAGACCCUGCCAACUUCAUUAAGAUGUGCAGGGAGCUGCAGUGUCUGCCCAACAUCUGGGCUCUGCACGAGUGGGGGAACUGGCUGACACCCAUAGGCUUGUACGGCAAACAGAGGCGAUACGACACGGCCUUCUACAUCUGCUGUCUGCAGGAGACUCCACACACACUGCACGACGACAAGGAGAUCGUUCACUUUAAGUGGUCCACGCCAUUAGACGUGCUGCGCAGCUACAAAUCGAGGGACAUCUGGAUCGCUCCCCCGCAGUACUAUGACAUUGGGCGAAUGUGCCGCUUUCCAGCUCUCAGAGAUCUCCAUCACUUUGCCUGGCAGAGGUCUUCAGAGGGCUGUGAGCAGUGGCUUCCUGUUCACAUGCUGACCUCUGAUGGCUUUGGGACACUAUGUACCAAGAGAACGUGGACUCAUCUGGAAAUGGUGGCGGUGUUCUGAAGACUGAGAAAAGCCUAGAAGAGCUCCGGUGGGACAGUGCAAACCUGCACCGUAUUGUUGGUCACGAUCCAUAUUCAGUGUCUGUCCAAAUUAACAUCACGUCCAGUUAUAAUCACCUGUGUCCUGUCAGUGGUGCAGAUAUUGAUGACCUCUCUAAAAACAACAGUAAACUCU